AUGACUCUGUGGUAUGUGCAGAUCGCUGCUUACAUUUUAUAUUCUGAUGGCCUGGUGACAAACUGCAAGCGCGCCUGGGGAUACCCCGGAUGGCAGCCUGCAGACGACUGGUGGAUGAUUGGGGGCGUGGCGGCGAGCCUGCUGGCCGGCCUGGAGACUGUCCAAGACGCCAAGUGGAAGAGCCAGUUUGCCCCGGACUGGUGCCAGUACUACUGCCACGCCUUCGACUCGCAGCUGUUCGAGUCGCUGAUGGAGCAGGUCGACAAGGCGAAGGAGGAGGGCAAGACGGCGGUCUCGCAGCGCGCCUGGCAGCGUCGUGCGGUGCUGUGCACGAGGACGGUGUUGGAAGAGAGCUUCAACGGGAAGGAGCUGCUGAACUCCCGUCUAGAGGACAUCAAGGAGGCCGUCAACACCAAGCACCGCAUCGACCCCAGCAAGCGGCAGCAGGCCUUCAGCAGCCCAUCACCACCACCAGCUGCCAGUGACGACCAGCCCCAUCGUCGUCAUCACCUGCCUCUCCCCCCUCCCACAACCCAGACGAGGCGGUCAUCCGGGCGCUGCUGGCCAUGAAGGAGGCCGACCGCAACUUCAAACUCACCCACGCCGCAGCCAUCAUCGUCGCGGAGCUGCUGCUGGACCCCAACCCACAGCACAGGACCGACGAGGCGGCGGGGAGGGCAGCAAAGCUGCUCAAGCAGCUGGUGCGGGAGUGGGCGAAGAUGAUUUAUCCUUCUGCCUCGGUCGCAUAGCAUAGUGUGGUGUGUUGUCCGUGUUGUGUGGUGUGCUGUCUGUGUUGAUGCGUGUAUCCACCCAGCCCCACGCACUUUUUUCAAUUCG
Molecule: messenger RNA, 837 nt
Organism: Vitrella brassicaformis
Lineage: Eukaryota; Vitrellaceae
Source: the annotation of a GenBank genome assembly